AUCACCAACGGUCCCCCCAACACGGACAUCAGAGGAAGGGACAGUUUGGACAGGUUUGGAGGAGUGGAUAUUAGAUUUUAUGCGAAACAACGGAGGAUAUUUAGAUUAGUCUGAAGGUUUUGGUGGAUCAGUGAAAGUCUUGUUUUUGCAGGGUAUCAUAUUCAGCCUAGGCAGUAAACAUGUCGAUGCACUUGUAUCAAAUGAGCAGUAAACUGUUCGGGGACACUGUUGGAAGAAUGAACGACAACCUGACCUCCAUAGUUCUGGCAGCUUCUGUCAUCACUCUCACCCUGGGAUAUAUUUCCAAAAUGCUGCUCAAACAGUCCUCUGGCAAGGAUCAGAAAUAUCCUCCUUACAUACCCUCCAGCAUCCCCUUCCUGGGCCAUGCCAUUGCAUUUGGGAAAAGUCCCAUUGAAUUUCUUGAACAAGCCUAUGAUAAAUACGGCCCUGUGUUCAGUUUCACCAUGGUGGGGAAAACCUUCACCUACCUGCUGGGCAGCGAAGCAGCCACGCUGCUAUUCAACAGCAAAAAUGAGGACCUGAACGCCGAGGACGUCUACUCCAGACUGACCACCCCAGUGUUUGGCAAAGGAGUAGCUUACGAUGUGCCAAACCCUAUCUUUCUGGAACAAAAGAAGAUGUUGAAGACUGGACUGAACAUUGCUCAUUUCAAAGAACAUGUGAAAAUCAUCGAGGCAGAGACCAUAGAGUAUUUUCAGAGAUGGGGAGACAGCGGAGAGAGAAAUUUGUUUGAGGCCUUGUCCGAGCUGAUCAUCCUGACAGCCAGCAGCUGCCUCCACGGGAAGGAGAUCCGCAGCAUGCUGAACGAGCGAGUGGCUCAGCUCUACGCUGACCUGGACGGGGGAUUCAGCCACGCUGCCUGGCUCCUGCCCGGCUGGCUGCCUCUGCCCAGCUUCAGGAAGAGGGACAAAGCUCACAGAGAGAUCAAGAACAUCUUCUUCAAGGUGAUUCAGAAACGCAGGAGAUCUGGAGAGAAAGUCGAUGACAUCCUGCAGACCCUCAUCGAUGCCACCUACAAAGACGGACGGCCCCUGAACGACAACGAGAUCGCUGGGAUGCUGAUUGGUCUCCUCCUGGCGGGUCAGCACACGUCCUCCACGACCAGCGCCUGGAUGGGCUUCUUCCUGGCCAGAGACAAAGCUCUGCAGGAGCGCUGCUAUGCCGAGCAGAGGGCCGUGUGCGGAGAUGACCUGCCUCCACUCAACUUCGAUCAGCUGAAGGAUCUCAGUUUGUUGGAGCGCUGUUUAAAAGAGACCCUGCGUCUCCGCCCGCCCAUCAUGACCAUGAUGAGGAUGGCUCGCUCUCCUCAGACUGCGGCAGGCUACACCAUCCCUGUGGGCCACCAGGUCUGCGUCUCCCCGACUGUCAACCACCGUCUGCACGACACAUGGGCGGAGAGGAUGGAGUUCAACCCCGAGCGCUACCUGAAUGACAACCUCGCUGCAGGGGAGAAGUUUGCCUAUGUGCCGUUUGGAGCCGGGCGUCAUCGCUGCAUCGGGGAGAACUUUGCCUACGUCCAGAUCAAAACCAUCUGGUCCACUUUACUGCGCAUGUAUGACUUCGACCUGGUGGACGGAUAUUUCCCCACCAUCAACUACACCACAAUGAUCCACACCCCUCACAACCCCGUCAUCAGAUACAAGAAGAGAAAACAGUGAGAGGCUGCAGGAAGACAGCGAGAGGCAAGGAGCAAAGGUCUCUCACUUCCUGGGACUUGAAUUGAGGAGGUUUUAGAUGAACGCACUGUGUUUGUCUGUCUGAAUAUCAACCCUGUGCUUAUAUGCUCCCUUUAUUUAGAUCUGGAGUUCAGCCACUUUUCUGAAUGUCAGCCUACCAUGUAAUUUUUAGAUACUUGUGUUUCCAGAGCAAAAUACUCUUGUGUGACUCUGACUUGAACGCUGAUGCUCAUAUUCACAAUGUGAAUUCUUGAAAUAACAGAAAUGGAGAAAUAAUAGAGUGCCUUGAAGAAAGAGGACGUGUCUGUUGACUGAAUUAAGCCUGUGGGUCCUUAGUCUGAGGGAAUUUUUAUUACACUGCGUAAAACCAGGAAGAAAGUUUUACUUUUCUUUUACUUUUCUAUAUUCCAGAUUUGUGUUGAGAGAGAAUUAGCUGGGGGGUCAGCAGUUAUCCAUUAACUUGAAAAAUUCUGUGGAUGAAAGUUCAUUCUUGACCUUGGAUAGAGCAGCUGACAAAUUCAAUCCACUGCAAGGUUUGUUAGUAGCUGUUCUCCUGAUCUGAUGGAGUUUGUGAAGAUCAUGUGAUAUACUUGAAAGCUCCUAGAACAGCUACUAUUACACCUUGAGGUGGCCAGCUUCCUGAGAGAGACUGUUGAUCUUUUCUUGCAGAGGAAAUUUGCACACAUGGCAAAAAAAAAAAAAAAAAACCAUCAACCAUCAAACUGAAUCAUGAUGCUGUUCCUUCAUGUUUCAUAGUUUCUGCUGAAGACAUCCCGUAUCUGAUGAGAAGAGCUUAGGUAUUAUAUUAUCUGGUUACUUAAAAAGUCCAACAUAAGGUGUGCGUGUGAGUUUACCAGCAGACUGUUGCUGUGCUGGGCCUCGACACAAAGAGCUUUGAUGAGGGGUUUCUCCAGCUGGACCUCGUUGAGUUAACGAGCACUAACGACCCUCUGUGUGACCAGUAAGUUUCACUUGAGCUGAAUCAAAUCAACACAGUAAAACAACACUACUUAGCUUUAGUUUGAGCUCAUCAACUGUAUAUUUUGAUCUAUUUUGUUUAUUUCUUUCCCCCUUUAUGUUCUCUAAGUUCCAGAAAAACCGCUGACAAUGUUCAAAUGUCUUCUUAAGAAAUAAACUUUAAAAACUUUUUGCCCUUA
Messenger RNA from Lates calcarifer (barramundi perch), 2854 nucleotides. RefSeq names its product lanosterol 14-alpha demethylase (gene cyp51a1). The transcript is spliced from 10 exons. The record is from RefSeq and is a predicted model, not a curated record. Lineage: Eukaryota; Metazoa; Chordata; Actinopteri; Centropomidae. The coding region runs from base 180 to 1679 and encodes 499 amino acids. Gene Ontology annotation, molecular function: oxidoreductase activity, acting on paired donors, with incorporation or reduction of molecular oxygen; heme binding; iron ion binding.